Molecule: messenger RNA, 1938 nt
Organism: Ctenopharyngodon idella (grass carp)
Lineage: Eukaryota; Metazoa; Chordata; Actinopteri; Cypriniformes; Xenocyprididae
Gene: tmem86b
Product: transmembrane protein 86B
Exons: 3
Coding region: 104-853 (249 amino acids)
Cellular component (GO): membrane
Source: RefSeq, a predicted model, not a curated record
CACUGGCAUAGUUCACAGAGACAUCACAGAUCUCCCAGUUGUGGAAUACGUGGCCCACAUCUGAGAACGGUGUGUGUAUGACUGCUUAGGCCAGAAGAGAGAGAUGGACAUCCUGGAGACAAGUGCCUAUGACCGCAGACAACGCAGAAACACGUGCUGUGUACUGUUUCUUCACCUCCUCCCUUUUUUUGCAUCCUGCACAAUAUACUUCUAUUUGUGGAUCCCAGACUCCGCCCCCUCUCUUCUAGCUGCUGGCAUAAAGGCUGCUCCAAUCCUCUCGCUGGUCUUUCUGGUGUUCAGCUAUAAUGGGGGACGGAGUCUCAUGGGUGUGGCCGGAGGGUUGCUGCUCUCAGCGGGCGGAGACGUUUGCCUUAUUUGGCCAGAACUUUUUAUCCAUGGAAUGGGCUGUUUUGCUCUGGCCCACUUGCUUUACUCUGUCACCUUUCUGUCCUCACGAUAUUCUGCAACAUCUUCGUCUUACUCAUUCUUUUUCUUCUACCUCAUCCUGUGGUUAAUCGGUGGUGGACUUUAUGUUUACCUGGUGCCCUUCCUACAGCUUGACACAGAAGCUGACGUCCUCGUCCCAGCCAUAGGGGGUUAUGUGCUGCUCAUUGUCAUCAUGGCCACACUGGCUGCCCGUACACGGCGGCCGCUCAUCCUGCUGGGCAGCCUGGUCUUCAUGGCUUCUGACCUCACAAUUGCACUGACAAAGUUCAAUGUCGUUGAUCUUGAAUACAAAAGGCACAUUAUUAUGACAACAUACUACCUGGCACAACUGAUGAUUGCGCUGGGUGACGUGAAAGCAGUGCUGGAGGAGGAUGCUGAUGAUAUCCACAAGUGGAAGAGAUCAUAAAACUGCUGUGAACUCAGGAUAUUGGUUCAGUGAUGCCGCACAAACACUACAUUGUGUAUCAUCAUCACUGAGAAGGGUUGAUUACGGCAUAAAAUGAGGCAUAUUUCACAGUAAAUGCACAACUACUAUGUGGACAUGACUUAUAUCCCUAAAUAUCAGAAAUAUUAUAUAGUCUGACCUAACAACUGAGACUUCUAGUUUCUCUACAGCAGCUGUAAACUUAUCACAAAAGACUGAAAGUGCUGAUAUGAACUGAUUUUAUUCCAUUUAAGGGGAGACACUACAGGCAAAAACACUGUUUUUUCAGGCACCUGUCAAUUUUGAGAUUUUGCACUUUUUGGCUUUUCAUAAAGUGUUUUUUCAGACUGGUGGAAAGAAAACAUCCAAAAUACAUUUUUAAGUGUAUAUCUUAUAGCACUUUAUCUAUUUGCGUCUAUAGAUUUCAAUUACAGUAAAUAUCUUUAAAGGCCGUUUUCUCAAAAUGAGUUUUUUCUCCUGCUCUGAGUCAGAAAUCUCCACUUCAGCAGAACUUAUAUACACCAACUUUACAGUUUUAUUCCUAUUUAUAUUCUGAAGGCUUUUACAGAGGGAUUUGUUGAUAUAUCAUUUCUAUCCUGAGUUAUAGGUCCUUUUACUCAAAAAAACAUGGCGAAAAUAGAUUUUUUAAGGCUAUUGUCAGUAUUCUCUAAUUUACUAAAGCACAAAAUAAGAUAUCCAGAAUCCCCUCUGUAAAAGCCCUUUCAUCUAAUAUGUCAACAAAUAGAACCAAGAAUUUUAAACCUGGACCUUUCCAAUUUCCAGAUUUUGUUUUUGGAAAUGUAUGCAAAUUAGCAUAUAUUUAAGUAUAUAAGGCCUCAUUUGCAUAUUAAACAUAAAUUUAUUCAAAACUUGUAAUACAUUUUUUUUCUUAUGUUUAUGCCAGUAAUAAACUGGAGAAGUUUCACAGUGAUAUCUUCUAAUUUAAAAAAAAAUCCCUAUUCACCUGUAGUGUCUCGCCUUAAAUGUAAUAAAUGAAGUUUUAUUUUGUCCAACAACACAAAUAUUUAUGCUCAGAUGCUUCACAUUAAAAUUAUGCUAUUUCUAGA